AUACAUACAUAUUUUUAUAAAUAUAUAGUCCGAGUCUCUUUUUUUUUUCAUUAUUUUUACAUCACUUAAAUUGGUCAUCUCUUCAUUUAAUAAUUAGGGAACUGCAUUUCCCUUUUUUUAUACUUCAAUUAGAGUCUUAUUAUAUUUUUUUUCUCAUAUCUAAUUAGACGUAAAAUAUCCAUCUUAGACACAUAAAAAAAAAGUCAAUACAUAUAGAAUUUUUUUUAAAAAAAAAAACGAAUAAAAAAAACGAACUUUAAAAUGUCACAACAAGCCUUUGAACAACAAAAGAAUAAACCUAAAGCAAUUAGUGAAGAGGAAAAUAACUUUAUGGGAAUUCCAAUUAUAAAUAAUCCUAAUUCUGAUAAUGCUUGGAAAAUAGUAGGUAGUCCUUCAAGAAGAGGAAGUACUAUAAAUACGCCUCAGGUUUUGGAUAAUACGAGUAAAAAUAGUCCCAAUGAUUCACCUAUCAAUGAUAAUGUUGAUAUAAUGAGAAGAGCUUCUGUUGUGUCAGAAGGAAAUAAUAAUAAUUGGGGCUCAUUUGGUGGAUUUCAAUGGGAAGGACCGUCUAUAUUUGACGAAGAUGGUAAACCAGUUAGUGCUCCGCCUAUUCAGCCUCCACCUCCAGAUGUAGUUGAUAAUCAAGGUGUUUCACUUUUGCAUAAUACAAAUUAUGAUAUUCUUUCAGUUCCAAUGUUACCUGGUGUUUCGCUUGAACCUAUAUACCGUCAACAUCGUAGUCUUUCAUUCUCAAUGGGUCAGGAUCCAACCUUUUUUGGUUAUGAUGAUUAUGAUGAUCAUCCACCUCAACCUGCUUAUCAGCCACCUUUUAAAUCCUCUUUAGCUCCUAUGGAAGAAGAGGAGGAUGGCUUUUUUGAUGAUAUUGAUUUUUCACAUAUUCGAUCACGCUCCAAGUCUUCUGGCGCUGCCUUUGGUCUUUUAUCCCAAUCACAACAUUCUCGUUUAAUGAACAGUGAUGGUGUUCGUCGUGGUUCUGAACAACAGGAAGAUUUAAUGAUCAAUCAACGACGUCGUUCUUCUUCUCGUUUCUUUAAUAUUUCUAAUACAGUUGAACCUACAACACCCACUACACCUAAUGCUUCACAAAUGUCUUUAGGUGAUAAAGAACGAUUAGACAUUCUUCAACGUCGUUUAUCUCAGCAAAGUCAAUUUCAAGAUUACUCUUUUCCUGCUGAAAGUUCUCCAAAUAAUUACAAUUUAAUGAGAAGACAGUCCUUGACAUUAAAUACGCAACCACCAAGUAAUAUUCAGCAAUUAGCAGAACAAUUAGAAAAUGUACAUUUAAGACCUGAUUUACAAACUUUAGGAUCAUUUCAUCCACCACCACCGCCACCACAACAGCAACAGCUACAGCUACAGCAACAACAACCUACACAACCACAAUAUAAACCUGACCUUUAUACUCAGCAUUUACAACAACAACCAUUUUUUAAUAAUGGCUAUUUCCAUCUCCAACAACAACAACAACAACAACAACAAUUCUUUUCUCCUAAUCAACAACAGCAACAACAAGUUGCUGAAGACUAUUUUGAUACUGAUCCAAAAUGCUUCCAAGACCUUGGUAAAGGUAUUCCUAUGCAUCGUUUAGAUCCUAAAGUACCUUUAUACAUGGUUGAAUUUAAAGGAGGACGAACUGAUUUCUUUUAUGUUUUGGACUCAAAGCAAUUUCAUCCUCAAGUGGGUGACCUCGUGAUAGUGGAAGCGGAUCGUGGUAAAGAUUUAGGUAAAGUAGCUGUGAAUACUUUAACUAUUGAGCAAGUUAUUGCAUUAGAACAAAAACGACAAUCACAAUUACAACAAGUCGAAAGUAAUACUGCUGCUGCAGCAGCAGCAGAAAAAGAGAAAAGAGAAGAAGAAGAAAGUGCAGCAGCAGGUUCUAGUAUACCUGUUAAAGCUCAAAGAGAGAUUCAUAUUAAGCGAAUCUUUAGAUUAGCUACAUCUGAUGAAGUUAACUUAUUACUAGUUAAAGGACAAGAUGAACAUAAAGCUCUAGUUGUUUGUCAACAAAAGACAAAACAACGGAAAUUGCCAAUGGAAGUAGUUGAUGCUGAAUACCAAUGGGAUCGUCGUAAAUUAACUUUUUACUUUGAAGCUGAAAACCGUAUUGAUUUUCGAGAACUUGUUCGAGAAUUAUUCAAGAUUUAUAAAACUCGUAUUUGGAUGUGUGUUGUCACUCCACCCAUUACAAUUGAUGACAUUCAUAGUUUAGAUAACACAACAACUUUAUCAAAAUCAUAAAAGUUAAACAAAGAUCCUUCCCAUACAAUCUUUUUUUUUUUUGUUAUUUUUUUAUUUACAAUCAUAAUGAUGAAUAUAUGUAAUCGCUACAGAUUUAUAAAAAUAAACAUAAAAAAAAAUAUACAUAUUUAUAUUUACAUUCAUAAUUA
Messenger RNA from Cokeromyces recurvatus, 2408 nucleotides. RefSeq names its product PSP1 C-terminal conserved region-domain-containing protein. The transcript is spliced from 5 exons. The record is from RefSeq and is a predicted model, not a curated record. The coding region runs from base 262 to 2259 and encodes 665 amino acids. Gene Ontology annotation, cellular component: cytoplasm. NCBI's taxonomy places the organism in Eukaryota, Fungi, Mucoromycota, Mucoromycetes, Mucorales, Mucoraceae.